Toxorhynchites rutilus septentrionalis is the source of this 6257-nucleotide messenger RNA. Its product is annotated as titin homolog. Bases 433 to 5538 code for a protein of 1701 amino acids. The transcript is spliced from 4 exons. NCBI's taxonomy places the organism in Eukaryota, Metazoa, Arthropoda, Insecta, Diptera, Culicidae. The record is from RefSeq and is a predicted model, not a curated record.
ACGAUAUGAAUGUGUGGAAAAAAGAAGAAAACCUCCUGCGUUUCUACUCUUGAGCACGAAAUUUCACUCGAAAGAAAAAUCACGGAGUGCGAAAGACAAAAAUAUGUUUGCAAAAAUAUCAUGAAAUAUAUCACAUUUUGUGGUAAAUAUAUCGUCGAUUGAAAGUACACAAUCAAAGCAGGCGGCAACAGUUACUAGGGAAUUUGUGGAAAACUCCAGACAUCGGCUAACUUUAGAAAGUUUUUCAUCGUCAGACGAUAACAUUUGGUUCUGUCGUACGGGAGCAAUAUUGAGGCAGAUGUCUGCUGCUUUUGCUAUGCAAAUAGUAUCUGCGAGGAACCACUGGCGUGCGUGAGUGACUGACGUGUGCUAUUACGGCAACAGCUGCUGCUCGCUGGAGGAUACGAAUGGGACAUUUCUGGAGCGGCAAAUAUGAGCCACCGGAACAACGAUAACAACAGUCCGUGGAAUAAUCGUAAUUCACGCAAUAACAAUGACAGCGGCAUUGGUGUAGGAGGUGAGGGUUCGGGUUACAAGGGCUGGUCUGGCAACAGUCGAUAUAAUGCGGACAACCGAUACAAUAAGGAUCGUAGGAAUUACCGCGGUGGAUACGGCGGACGUAACGAUCGACGCGGCUACGAUGAUAGACGUGGAGGCAAGCCGUACCGUAGCGGUCCGUGGUCAGGAGGUAACAAUGGACCGAUCGGACCGGAUGGAAAUUAUUCGUCACAUGCCAGAUACCACUAUAAUCGACAUCAGAAGAAUUCGGACAAGACUAUCAGCAAAUAUGGUCCCGCCAAUGACAAUGCACAAGCAAAUCCGCGACCGAUAUUGCAGGACAAUGUACAGCAGAUUGCACCGUCGACGGUAAAUUUCACUGAACCAGCAAAUGAAGAUUUAGCCGGUCCCGCGACUGUUGCCACUAAUGGUGGACGGGAACGCAAGCCAGAGGUCGUUAAAUCUACCGAUACCGUCGAUAGCGCGAAAACGUGGGCAGCCGGAGAUUAUGCUAGCCCUGGGGAAGAAUUUCAGGGAUUCCCCGAUACUGAAUCAUCAAAAACAGCGAAUGGCGACGCGGUGGAUACACGACAGGAAGAUGAUAAGGCUGAUAUAACGCCCCAAGAGAACGAGUUGAUCAAACUGAUUGAGGAUGAAGCCUUCAAGAUGAUGACUGAUGCCGAUCAGCCGUCUUGUUCGACAUCAUCGCAGAACAACAACUCGGAGAACAGCGUGACCGCGACGAAUGUCGCCGAGCCGAACCAGAAUCCGGAACGUCGUAUGACGAUUGAACGAAGUGCCGAGCAAGUUACCCGUAAGCUUAUCAAUCAAUUGACCACCAUGAACAAAUACAGUUUGAAGCAGAUGAUCAACAAUCCGGACAGCAAAUAUGAAACGGCCCUCAAGACUCAUGCCCGUCAAAAGCUUCGAGCGGAGGUACGUCGACAGUUGAGGAACUUUAGCCUAAGCGAAAGCACAGCGCAAGUGAAAACAAACUGCGGUAUGUUGGAGCCAGAUGAAUGUGUUGACUCCGAUAAGAUCCCGGAUGCGUUACUCGAGCAGAUUGGCAAAGUGCUUGAUUUGAAUCUGUUGGAUCUGAAUGUGCCAGAAGAGCAAGCACCAGCGAACCACAUAGAUGAUGAAGAUGAGUGUGUAAUCAAUCAGCCGGACACAGAUUAUUCUGCUACAGAAGUGUUGGACAAAAAUCUCCGAUUGACUGACGAUGACGACGUUCAGCUGCACUUGGAUGCAGAGGACAUUUUUGCCCGUGCCGAACUGCUUCUGAUGAAGGGCAGCGAAUCAGUUCGGAAGGGAAAUUCUUCUGGGCCGAGUUCACCUACGGAGGAGAUGUUCCCAAACGAUCAGAUUGAUUCCAUUGUGAGUGAGGAAAAUGGGUUCGAUAAAGGGCUUGAGCUGACGGGAUCCGACAGUCCCAAGGAGGCGGAUUUGCUCGCAGAAUCAUUGGCGACCCCAGCAUUUCCCUGCUUUUUGAGAGUCAGUACAGUGGAGGAAUUGAACAAAAAGGUAGAUGAUUUAUCAUCUAUAACAGUGGAUAAUAAUCAGGAUGAAUGUAUUGAUAACAAUACAAAGGAAUCGAUAGAACCCCCAUCGAUAGAAAUUGAAGACACGUGUGCUUCUAAUUCAGGAAAUUUGUCUUCUGUUCUUGAUGUUCCUAAUAUAACAAUUGAUUUCCCAGAACAAACUGGCGUUUUGAACGAGAAAGUAGCGGAAAAUGUUGAUGAGACAGUACAGAAACAGCCUGCAAGCGAAUGUUCCGAGAAGUCCGUUGCCCAAACCGAAACAAUUGUAGGUAAUCCAUCUUGUGGUCUGACGGUGACGGAUACAGAAAUGACGCCCGCUGAAAGUAAAAUCCAGGAAGAAAUCGCUACGAAAAAGCCAGAACCGCCAACUGGAACGAUAAGAGCACCAACCCACCCCGAGCUGGCUGCCCGCAAAUCGAAAGGCUCCAAAGCAUACAAACCUAAUCUUGUCAUGCAUGAGCACAACAAGCGAGACGCCAAGUCCAUCUCGUCUUCGCCGUCGCGUUCGUCAUCCCAAUCGAACAUUGGUUCGCUGACAACAGCAAAAUCUCACAAACCCGGAUCGAAUCUUCCUGCGCUGAAGCAGACUACGACUUGUCCAGCCAAGCAUCACAACACAAAUAACAGCAACAGUAGUAGCAAUAAUAGUAAUAACGUUAAUAUCGUUAAUAAUAGCAAUAAUCAUAGCCGAGAAAAAAGUCAGCGGAAAAGAGAUUUUAAUGUUAAGGAACCCAGUAUCGGCAGUAGCAGCAAUGUCAACAGCGUAAAUGUAAACGCUGUGCAAACAAAUUCCAACAGUAGAACCAGUGAUAGCCCCAGCAGAGCUGGCAAUAAGGGCUCGUCUCUUCCGAGAGAAAUUGUGCAGCCAUCGCCAUCAAAAGAAACAUCCCCACCGGGAGUCCCAGCCACGAAAACUCAUCCGGCUCGAGCGCAAACUCCUGGUCCGAAGCAUGUUCCGGAGCUCCGAUUGUCAUCGUCUUCCUUCGGGAAAAAGAAAAAGAAAAAGAAACGUAACAGAAGGAAAGAUCAUUCACCCGACGGAGGUAUGAUGCUGGAAUGCGAUCUGCGGAUAUCGCGGCCUGCUGUUACACCUACCCCGCCUCCAGUGCAACCACGUGACGUCAAUCCUAACAAUGGCAAAAGAACUAAUGAAUUUGAGCGAGAACCAAAACCAACCAGAGAGACACGAGCAAAGUCAGUGGAUCCAAAACUUUGCUAUGACGCGAAGCGUGACAGAGAAAAAGACCGAAGUAGGGAUAAGUCGAGAGUACGGGAGAUAGAUGACAAGAAGGAUACUGAGAGGGAGUCAAAGAAGGAGAAAAAUAAAGAUGAUAAAAAGGAGGCCGAUAAAGAGAAGGAAAUCAAAAAGGAAAAAGAGAAUGAUAAAACAAAGGAGAGGGAAGAGAGGAAAGAAAAGGAAACGUCUGCAAAUGCCGAAACCACCACCAAAAAUGGAAAUCACCAAGCAGAACUAUGUCUUCCGAAGACGGAUCGGGAGAGGAAGAAAUCUCCAGCACCAAAAGUUAUGUCCAGAGCCGCCAUGGAUUCACCGAAGCAUUCUAGGGACGGUAAAGAACCUCCCAAAGAACCACUCCCGUCGGAUGUCGUGCAAGAACACGAAACUGUACAGGUUAAAGAGGUUCCGAGAGAAACUUCGAAGGAAAAUGAACCAGUAGUGGUUUCGGAAGACACGGAGACAUCUAACGUGUUGAAGGAGGAAGAGAAUCGUGACACCUUAAGUGAGGAACAAACGCUAAUGGUUCCAAAAAAUGAAGAAAUAAGAGAGGUUUCAAGGGAAAGGGAAACCAGAGGAUACACUAAAGAUAAAUGUACAAAGGAUGAUGUGAAUAAAAAAGGAUCUAAAGAACCGCCUGGAGAAAAAGAAAUGCAGAAUGGUUCUAAGGAACGAGAAGCUAAAGUCAUAGCGAAAGACAAAGAAGUUAAAGAGAAGGAGCCAACAGAAAGCGCCCCGGAAAUAGAAGUCGAACGGACACAAAAGAAGAAAAAAAGUUUAUUACGUGGUCCGAAUUUGAUCAAAGGUCGUAAGGAGGUUGUGAGUCAAGAAGCAGCCGCCUCAGAGGAACCACCAGCACAGAGAAGUCGUAAAGAAACAGUGCCACAAGAGAUACAAACCGGGAUCACGAAACUGCGACAGGAAACUGUUCCAGCAGAACCACCGAUUUGCACCGUCCAAUCUCUACCACAACGCAGAGAGGUGGCAGUGGCAGUUACGUCACAAUCAGCGAUUUCGGAUCAUUCAACAUUCAACCUGAAUACUGCGUCAUGCCUUGUCAGUAGAACUGCGUCACCUCGACCAUGGAAAUCUCCCGGAGAAAAGAAAUUGCUCCCUGCUGUUCCGUUGUUGCCGGCGCCAGCACAAACAGUGCCCCCGCUGUCACCUAAUUCCGAGGGACAAUGUACCCCAACGCACCCUUCUCCGGUGACAUCUCCUGAGCCCCAAUAUGUGCGACCGGCAACUUCCGCUAUGAUAUCCUCCCAGCCGGAUGUGCUUCAGAGAAUCACUCUCCCGUCAACGUUAGCCCCGCUAGCUGCACCCCAAGCAAGUGCGUUUGCACCCGUUAUGGCUCUCUUGAACCAGAUGCAAGAUAUCGAUAAUAAAAUGAGUGAUCUCCAGCGUCGCAAGAUGCAAAUUGACAGCGAGAUGAUGAAGCUCAAUUCGGAGAAAUUUCAGAUAGAUCAAAGUUCCAUGCAAUUACAGAGCGAUCGCUUUAUGGUUCUCAAUGCUCUACGGGCGGCGCUCGUAGAUUGUGAACUGAGCACUAUAGCCGCUGUCCAGAGUAUGCCUCGCAUGGCACCGUCCAAUUCCAUGAUGGCUACCCGCCGACGACCGCUGGAACCACAACCGGAGAUAGUCCCAAAAAGUAAGCGACGGAAAGAGGCGGAACCAAUCUUGAAAUCUCCCCCACCGGUGCAGAAAAUCAAUGCAGCAUCAGCAUCAGCGCAUGAGCUUUCCGAACCAGAAGAACCAGCCACUCCAAGUAGCACCGCAGGAACUGGGGGCGAGAGAACAAUCACACGAAUCACCAAAAUCAGCGAUAAUACACAAAUACUGAAAUUAUUCCAACGACGAAGGCUGAUAUCGGACAAAUCCGCCGAGGAGAGCCAAUCUGAGGACAGCGCCGGGCCCGUUGUAGGCAAACCCACGACAACCAAACGACGGAGAACUCGCACAACCACAGCGGAGCAGAAUGAUGCUCCCUUGCCCACCGUAGGUGGCAGGUUACGCAGUAACUCAAAUCGAUCUGUUGAAGCGAGAAAGUCAGUAGAAUCAACAUCACAGUCCGCUUCGUUAGAUCAAACGGCGUCAUCAGCAAGCAUUCCGACGACGGUGUCAUCUCCGAACUUCCCGACUACAUUGCCCGGCAGGGUGAUGAAGAAGGACGAAGAAGUCCCACUUGUGGGUCAUCGUAAUUUACUGACGCGCGAAGUGAAAAUCGUUCUCAGCAAACUCAAUGUUGCCGACCGCAGCAACACAUGAUUAUUGGCCAUUUAUGCAUCUAAAAAGAUCAAGUCGGAAUUUACCCCACAACUGUACAGGCAUCUAGACAGAUCGAUUUGACAAGAAUAAUUAGUCAAAGUUUUGUAAAUUGGUUCGAUGGAAAUUUUGGAAAAAGUACGUAAGCAUAAUGUUCAGCUCGCAUCUUCCGACUAUGAGCUUAGGAGGAAAAUUCAUUCAGUGCAUCUGCCUAACUGCCUCGAAAAUGAAGUCAUUUGUUUCUGUUUCCAGUACUGCAGGGCACAAGAAAAGAAGUUAAAUAUAAGUUAUCUGCGUUUAACUAAAAUCACAAUGUACAUAUAGUCCGCGACAGUAUGACCAGUGGUAGGGAGUUAUCAUUCAAUCACCAAAAAAUGUUCCCUGCGGCAACGGGAAGAGAGGAGACGUGUUAAGCAAUAUGAGUAAUCUCAAUGAGAAUGGGGACAACACAAAUCUUUCCUACUCACAGUUCAGAACAACUGAAACUCUUCUCUUUCCUAGAAGUGUGAAUAUUAAGGCUAAGAAUUUACAUAUACGAGUAGGAGAAACGUGUAGAAUUUCUCAUCAGUUCUUUCGGGUGAAACUUUGAAACUGUUCAUUCUAUUGAAAUGAGGAUUUGCAAUGAAACAAAGAGAAGCUGUAUGAAAAUUGCAAAUAAAGGAGACAAUUUGAUCAGAACAAAUGAAAUAAGAUGAAAUGAAAAUAAAUUAUUAUCACCGUAA